Suillus clintonianus is the source of this 3297-nucleotide messenger RNA. RefSeq names its product Rgp1-domain-containing protein. Gene Ontology annotation, cellular component: Golgi membrane; Ric1-Rgp1 guanyl-nucleotide exchange factor complex. Gene Ontology annotation, biological process: retrograde transport, endosome to Golgi. The record is from RefSeq and is a predicted model, not a curated record. Bases 409 to 3120 code for a protein of 903 amino acids. The transcript is spliced from 7 exons. NCBI's taxonomy places the organism in Eukaryota, Fungi, Basidiomycota, Agaricomycetes, Boletales, Suillaceae.
CGACAUCUGAGAUCCACGUAUACGAUGCACGCACGUGUACCAUGAAAAUCCAAGUUUAAAAUCAAAAGUGAUCCAAUAUUCAUCGCCAGUAUCCAAGGGGGUGUGGGUGGUCAUGGCAAAAUGUUAGACUCGGAGUCGGGAGCGAAAGUGAUAGCACGGCCGAGGGGGCCUAAGAGAAAUGAAGGGGAGUUACGAGGGAAAGAGGGUACAGCAAAAGAGACACACUAAAAGGCCACCGUAGGGGAUGAUUCGCACCGAACCUGGGAUGUAUUCUCAUAUGUGUGGAAUCCUCGCAUGAUCGUUAUAUUUACAAACUAUAACUUUCCCAUCAAACCAAUUGCAAUAUCAUCGAUAUCAUCCCUCAUUUAAAGGAAACACAUUCAUCAACCUGACUUACCUUGAUACCACAUGGACGACCCCUCUAUCCGCGUACAGGUCUCCCCCUCACAGAGCGCAUACUUUGCAGGCGAAACUUUCUCCGUAGCAAUCACAUUCACAAAUACCCGUCUACCAUCUACACCCCACCCAGCGUCGGCACCAGUCCAUAAAUCACACAAACGAAAUGCACAUUCUAUAAGCUCUGCCCCGCUUGCCAGGCCUCCAACCUCUCCUGGUUUGGGCACACGUCCACCAGACUUUAUUAAAGCCCUUGGGAGUGGUGUGAAUGGUGAAGAGGGGAGGAAGGGACUGAUUGGGAACGGAACAGUCGAGUAUGUGAAUGGGAAGGGGAAAGGGAAGGAAGUCCUUGAAGUAAGACGUGCUGCGUUGGAGAAGGCAAAGGAGAAAGCCCGCAGUGCCAGCAUUGAUAUCCCAUCUAGUGAAGAAUAUGUACAAGCUUAUGAAGUAGAUUCUUCGCCAGUAACCCCCCGCUCCGCCUUCCCACUCCCCCAAAACCACCCCCACGCCCGCAAACAUUCAGUAUUCGACGGUCAUCUCCAGCUAAAUGAAGUCCAACCCCAACCCUCCCCAAGCAUCCCAAGCACAUCCUCAACCAGUACAUUCACACUCGCACUCGACCCAAUCGCAGAAACACCCCAAUCCCCCGUCCCACCAACCCCCCUCCCACACACCCCAUCCCCAUCAAACACAAUCGUAUCCGAACUCCACUCAUACCCACCACACCCCUACCCCCCUCGCAAACAAGCACACCACACCCUCGGACACGGACACCCACCCCUCCCCAUCCCUCCAACCCCAGCCACCACAAAACCCCUCCCCCCAAACACCACCCUCCUCCUCUACUCCUACGCCCAACUCUCCGGAACAGCCCACAUCCUCCCACCCAACACACCGGAGGCACUAACCACCCUCCGCGCCCAACUCCUCAAAAAACCGGUGUUGGGCGGGGGAAGCAUGGAUAUCUCGCGUACGCGCACGAAUCCGAGGACACAUUCGCGUUCGACGAGUCUUACGGGUUCCUUGUUGAGUUUGUUGAGUCCCUCGAGUUAUAGUCCUUCCAUUGGACGGUCAAGACCGCCUUCCUUGAGUUCACAGAGUGAUGCGUCUAGUGGGGGUGUCGGGUUAGGGUUGAGCGUCGGCGCAGGGAACGGGAACGGGAAUGGGAAUGCGGUGGGAGGAGGGGAAGAAGGAGAGGAAGAGAUGCCCCUCCCUGUAUUUGAAGUACAACCUGCGAUGUUGGCUGUUGAUCUUGCGCUGAGUCCUGGAGAGAGUAGGAGUUAUACCUACACACUGCCCCUCCCAUCGACCCUCCCUCCGACAUUCCGAGGCCGUAUGAUCCGCUUCUCAUACGAGCUAGUGGUUGGUACGUGUCGACGGGGCGAUAGCGGCGAAGGUAAUGCUUCUUCUAUCGGUGUGACGGUGAGCAGGGUGAUGAAAGUUCCUAUAAGGGUAUAUAACUGGGUCAGCGUCGGCAAACCACAACGCCCCUACGACCUCCUCCUACCCGUGCGUAAACCUGACAGCGGCAAAGUCCUAGAUCUAGGUAGCGCAGGCGGAGACGGUACAGACGGGAAGAAAGACUUGGCGUCGUCGAAACUUUCACCAACCACAACACCCUGCGGCUCCCUCGACGACCUACGCGCCUACGGCGAACGGCUACUCUCGACGUUCCCUGCAGAGGGGUCGACGGGCGUGAGGAUUAAAGAACCUGCUGAGAGUGUGCCGGAGAACGUACCUUCGUCUUCUACUGGGCCUGCUUCUGCUUCCGGGAGUCAAGGUGGUGAGGACCCUCUGAGAGCGUUUGAAAGAGAACGGGAGAGAGAAAGGGAGAGGCAAGGAGAAGAAGGAGAAUUAACGGGGUGUCGAGAGGCUGUUGAGAUUCUAACCCGAAAUCCAAAGAAAGUGUCUUAUGACGUGACAAAAGACGGCAUCAAGGUCGCUGUUCUGACAUUCACGAAGAGCGCAUAUCGGCUUGGGGAGACUGUUUUGGGCGUUGUUGAGAUUAAUGAACGGGGGGGACGGGGAAAGGUAAUUUCGCUAAGCGCAACGCUAGAAACGAACGAAAGCCUCCCAGCCUCCCUAGGCACCCCAAACCCAACUACAAAUACAAGCAGCACACGCCGCGUCCACGCUGAACACCACGCAUCGUUCACAGGAAGCACCCUACGGACUACAUUCGCACUUGACAUACCCAGCGACGCAUGUCCCGGAUUCGGGAUAGUGCUCUCAGCUCCGUCUUUGCUUGGGAAUGUGAACGUCAAUGGGUCAGGGAGUGGGAAGGCAGGUGGAUUAGCGUGGAAAGUGCACCUGACGCUCUUGGUAGGGGUGACAGCGCCGAACGCACGGGUGCGUGGGUUGACGAGAGAUGGGGAACCUACUGCAUGGGGAAGUGCGUGGCGUGCGCCUGUGGGGAUCGCUCCUGAACAGCAAGAGGUGCAUGUGGCUUCUGCUGGGAAGGAGGUGAAACAGCCAUCGCAACCGACGCAGAGCUGGACGUCGUAUCUCAUGAGCUCGUUCCUUGGGACUGGGGAGAGGGAGUAUCAUGAUGGGGAUGAUAUUGAUGAUGAGGUUCCUUCUUCUCCUGCUGCGAAAGAGGAAGAGGAGGAGGAAGAAGGGGAUUGGAGGGAUGUGCAAGUUGAGAUUGUGGAGUGUGAAGUGCCAGUUGUGGUUUGGCCAGGGAAUACAGCGUUCAGUGCUGUGGAUGUUGUGUUCGAGGUUUGAAUUGGGAAGUUGAUCGAGAUCUGUGAUCUCGGAUGUUUCCGUCCCCACGGGGGGGAAUGUCGGCGGGUGGCGGGAGAAUAUAUAUAUUUGAAUUUUUUUUGUUUGUAUUAUUUUAAUUAUUGGUGAUCGAAGAAACUCGUGACCCGAGGCCGUGUCAAAAGCUCACCCGAAGGUCCG